AUGUCUAAGAAGACAGUGAUCAGAGCUGAUCUCGUCGGCAGCGGCUGCAAGAUGGCCAUCCUGUCGACCGUCGCCAAGCUAGAAGGGAUCAAGUCCAUGGACAUCGAUGCCGAGAACUGCACGCUGACGGUGGUCGGGGCGGUGGACCCGGUGGCCAUCGUGCUGGAGCUCAAGAAGGCGUGCCUGGCGGCGGCGAUCGUCAGCGUCGAGGACGACAAGCCGCCGGCGCCGGAGGAGCCGGAGAAGGAAGACGACCCAUGCUGCCGCUGCGGAGAGGCAUGCGUGCAGGCCUGCGAGGAGGGGUGCGUGCGUGGCGGAUGCUACUGCUGCUACUACACAGCAUUCAGGCCCGCGCCGCAUGGCUCUGGAUGGUACUGGUAG
Molecule: messenger RNA, 381 nt
Organism: Panicum hallii
Lineage: Eukaryota; Viridiplantae; Streptophyta; Magnoliopsida; Poales; Poaceae
Product: heavy metal-associated isoprenylated plant protein 2-like
Exons: 3
Coding region: 1-381 (126 amino acids)
Molecular function (GO): metal ion binding
Source: RefSeq, a predicted model, not a curated record